UUCAAACGUCUGUAACUGGCAAACCACGUUCCGUCAGCGAAGAACGUUGUGCUUAAAAUUCUCUUAAAUAUCGAAGAAGAAAAUGUCGAAGGACGGAAAACAGGAGAUCCCGGACGUGAUAUACGAUUCAACCACGAAAACUAGCUACCAAAAAGGCAGAUUUUUCGGAAAAGGUGGAUUUGCAAAAUGCUACGAGAUCACGGAUUGCAAAACAAAGGAUACAUUUGCCGGUAAAGUCGUCUCGAAGACCCUACUUUCGAAGGAGAAUCAACGGCUGAAGAUGAUGCAGGAAAUUAAGAUACAUAAAGCUCUUAGACAUAAACAUGUCGUUGGGUUUUAUAAUUUCUUUGAGGAUCAUUAUAAUGUGUAUAUUGUUAUGGAAUUGUGUAAAUGCAGAUCAAUGAUGGAAUUGCAUAAACGCCGUAAAACAAUAACAGAACCAGAAACCCGAUUCUACAUGAGCCAACUCCUCAGUGGCGUUUUUUAUCUACACAACAACAACAUAAUCCAUCGAGAUUUAAAAUUGGGUAAUUUAUUUCUAAACGACGAACUUCAUGUAAAAAUUGGUGAUUUCGGUUUGGCCGCGAAAAUCGAGUUUGAUGGUGAACGUAAGAAAACUCUUUGCGGAACACCAAAUUACAUAGCCCCAGAAAUUUUAACAAAACAAGGACAUUCUUAUGAAGUUGAUAUCUGGUCUAUCGGUUGUAUUAUGUACACCCUUUUAAUUGGUCGACCCCCUUUUGAAACUGAAAGUUUAAAAGAAACCUACUCAAAAAUUAAAAAUUGUGAUUAUCGUAUAAACACAAAUAUUAGCGCCACCGCGAAAACAAUGAUUGCAGCUAUGUUGCAAUCGGAUCCAAAACGUCGACCGAAAGUUAUUGAAAUGAUGAAGUAUGAAUUUAUGAAAGGUUAUACUCCCCCUGUGUUGCCAACGAGCGCUUUAACGAUGGCGCCUAGGUUUGAUAAGGUCGCAUCAAGGAAACCCUUGGUGGAAGUUGGAGACCCAAGAUCACCCCAAGUCAUUCAAAAACCAGACGAGGUUAUUCGACAACCAAUGGCAGCGUUUAACGCAUUAGCUAAUUUAAGAUCACUUCGUAACACUUUAGCAAGCGUAUUAGCUUCAAAACCAGUUCGAAAUUGCAACUUCGGCGAUGAAAUGUCCGAUCCUAAUGCGCAUCCGCUAUUUUGGGUUUCGAAAUGGGUGGAUUAUUCGGAUAAAUACGGGUUUGGGUAUCAAUUAUGCGAUGAAAGUGUAGGCGUAAUGUUUAAUGAUUCCACUAAAUUGAUUAUGUUGGCAAAUGGAGUAAAUGUGCAUUACAUAGAUAAGAACGAAGUGGAGACUUAUAUGUUGUUAAAUUCUUUCCCAGUUGUAUAUGAGAAAAAAAUGAAAUUGUUGUCUUAUUUUACCAGAUAUAUGAAAGAGCAUCUUGUUAAAACUGGAGGAUCGAAUGUUAAGGAAAUCGAUUCUGUUUCUAGGGUACCACAUUUGCACCAGUGGUGUAGAUCCACUACUGGAGUUCUUAUGCAAUUAAAUAAUGGAACCGUUCAAAUGAAUUUUAGCGAUCAUACAAAAAUAAUAAUGUGCACUUUAAUGUCUGCAAUAACGUACAUCGAUGAUGACAAAUCGUUCAGAACAUUCCGAUUCCAAUCGAUAAUAAAUAACGGUUGCUCUCAAGACUUAUACGAAAAGAUGCGUUACGCGCACGAUAAAGUCAACUCGGUGAUAGAUGACAUGGUGAAAAAUAAGUGAUACUUAAUGGUUAAUUAUUAAACGAAAGUUAUCAAGAAAGAAAAACAUUUUUAACGUGUCGUAAAACGAUGAACUAAUUCAAUGUGCAGAUUCGAACGUGGUGAAACUGAACAUCCGAAUUUAUUAUUAUUUUAUUAAAAUGUACAUUACUUGUGUUUAUUUAGGCUAUAAUUGAAAACCUCUACAUUUUUAUUUUCUUAUGCGCUAUAUGUAUUUAUAUUUAUGAUACUAUACUCAAUGUUAAGCCUGCAAUUUUUGUUCGAUCCGAGUAACUAUAACUACGUUAAUUAAUAAAAGAAAAAUAGAAGAAAAAAAAACGACGUGAAAUAGCGCGUAAUAGUAUUAUAUACAAGUUUUAUUAAAAAUAAACUAAAAUAUUUACUGUAGUUCGUUUUGUAACCGCGUUUAAUCCGUGAUUAGAACAUGUUUACUUUACCAUGCUAUGUUUUUAAUUUUAUAGUUGGAAAGGGAACGUUCUUUUUUUAUUAUAAAAUAUAUUGUUUGUUUGACAGAAAAAAAGUAAGUUAAUUUGUAAUAUGUCUUAAUUUUUUCUUUUUUUAAAUGAAAAUAUUUGUUCGCAAUACCCGAAUUAUUCAAAUUAUGUAGUGUUCAAAUUAGUGUUAUUUUAAAUUGUGUAUUGUGAACAUAUUGAAUAAAUGUAAACGUUUAGAUAUUAAACUGAAUACGCGAUUAA
Messenger RNA from Onthophagus taurus, 2444 nucleotides. RefSeq names its product Serine/threonine-protein kinase polo (gene polo). Gene Ontology annotation, biological process: mitotic spindle organization; protein phosphorylation. The record is from RefSeq and is a predicted model, not a curated record. Gene Ontology annotation, cellular component: centrosome; nucleus; spindle pole. Gene Ontology annotation, molecular function: ATP binding; protein serine/threonine kinase activity; protein binding. NCBI's taxonomy places the organism in Eukaryota, Metazoa, Arthropoda, Insecta, Coleoptera, Scarabaeidae.